This is a messenger RNA of Chara braunii, 7298 nucleotides long. Lineage: Eukaryota; Viridiplantae; Streptophyta; Charophyceae; Charales; Characeae. The record is from the annotation of a GenBank genome assembly.
GGUUACCACCAGAUUGAAAUCCAGCCUCAAGAUCGGUACAAAACCGGUUUCAAGACGCGGUACGGGCAUUUUGAGUGGGUUGUCAUGCCCUUUGGCCUCACCAAUGCCCCCGCGACUUUCCAAGCAGCUAUGACGACUAAAGUUCGCGACUUGCUCGAUCGCAGCGUCCUCAUCUACCUCGACGACAUCUUGGUCUAUAGUAGGACGUUGGACAAGCACAUCAUACACCUUCGCGCUGUUUUGGAUCGUUUGCGAUUGGCCAAGUACAAAGCGAACCGCGACAAGUGCGAAUUCGCCAAGCAGGAGCUUGAGUAUUUGGGCCACUAUGUUACGCCGAAAGGCAUUCGUCCCUUAGCGGACAAGAUCCAAGCCAUUGUGGAUUGGCCGGAACCCCGUUGCACGAUGGAUGUACGCUCUUUCAUGGGUUUGGCUGGAUAUUAUCAGCGAUUCGUCGAGUCAUACUCGAAAGCGGCCGCUCCUUUGUCGAGACUUCAGUCCCCGAAGGUGCCCUUCGAGUUCGACGACGCAGCCCGUGGCGCGUUCACUACGUUGAAGGCAGCGAUGCAAGCCGCACCUGCCCUCCGUAUAUACGACCCCAUUCCCACCCAAGUGACUACGGACGCUUCGGGAUACGGUAUUGGUGCGGUGUUGGAACAGUGUCACGAGGACGGUUGGCAUCCGGUCGAGUAUUUCUCCCAAAAGGUGCCUCUUGUCAACACUCUCGACGACGCUAGGAAGAAAGAGCUACUCGCGUUCGUCACCGUUCUCAAACAGUGGCGCCACUUUCUUCUCGUCCGUCAGCGUUUUAAAUGGAAUACGGACAACAAUCCGUCGACCUUUUACAAAACGCAGGAUACGGUCAUUAGCACGAUUGGUCGAUGGGUGUAUUACAUUGACCAGUUCGACUUUGACCCGUGCCACAUUCCCGGUCCCGCCAAUCGAGCUGCGGACGCCCUCUCACGACGGCCCAGUUUUUGUGCCAUUGUGACCACGACAUUCGACCUCGAUGACGAUCUGCAGCCGCACUUCGUGAAAGGCUACAAGUCCGAUCCGACUUACUCUACGCUUUAUGCAGAGCUUUCAUCGGAUCACACGCCGGCUAGCCACUAUCGGAUUUCUGACGGGUUUCUCCUCCUUCACACGAGAGGAAAGGACUUGUUAGUUGUGCCCCAAGAUCGCAUCUUACGAACUCGUCUUCUCGGCGAAUUCCACGACGCACGACUUUCAGCACACCUUGGCGUGAACCGCACAUUAGCACGCCUCCGCCAACAUUUUCACUGGCCCGACGUCCUUCAUGACGUCACGAGGUACAUUGAGUCAUGUGCAGUUUGCCACCGUAACAAGGGUCGAUCUCGAAUCCCCUUUGGCGAACUGAAACCAUUGCCGAUUCCUCGGGCACCGCGCCUCUCAAUUGCUAUGGACGUGACAGGCCCGUUCCCCCGCGAUCGCCAUGGCCAUGACGGUAUUCUCACGGUUGUUGACGGUUUGAGCAAGUAUGAUGAGGAUUUCAGUGAGCAGGUCGAUGAGGUUCAGCGUGGGCUGGGGAGUGUAGCAGCUGGUGAAGGAGGCCAGGGACCGCAAGACAAUACAAAGUUGGUUAUACUUUUGGAGAAAAUGAAGGCAGCCGCGACAGUGAUGAAACUUCAGGAGGAGAGUGACGUGCUUGCCAAAGAGCGCAAUGAAGCUCUAGAACAACUGGAACAAGUAAAGCAAGCCCGAGAUGAAAGCACGAGGCAAGCAGCUGCUGCAUUGCAGAUGGAAAAGGCACUACGUCAACGAGAGAAUGCAGCGUGGCGUACUCAGGUCGCCAGGAUUCAGAAGCGUACAGGAGAGUAUGAACGAGAGUUCGAGGAAGUGAGGAAAAAGCUGAAGGACGCAGAAGCGGAAGCAGAAAGGCUAAGAAGGAAGGAAAAGCUGAAGGACACAUCUUAUCAGGAAUGGGCUGCUGGGAAGUCGGUACCGGCCAUGGCUGUGGUUUCUCAUGAGAUCCAUGAACAUGACCCAACGGAGAAGUCACCAUUUGAGACGGCAACAAAAUCGGAUAUAAUGGAUGCGUCGCAGAAGAUUUGUGAAACUCUCAGAACCAAGUUGCACGUGGCAGCAUACGUGGCAAUGCUGGUGGCUCCACCUGAGGAUACUCUAGAGAGAGGGACUCAACCUGGGGAUGGAACGGAGGGAGAUGAAGUCCAACCGGAGCCUUCGCCUGGUUUCUUAGUACGACCUUCCCUUAGCGAGGCGCAACACAAGGCGGUGCUGGCUGCUGCUGCAGCUGCUGCCGCGAAUCCGGGAGAUGCAGGGGGUGCUGCAGAUGUGGUUGCCCAGAUGACACAAGGGUUUCAGGCCACCGAACAAAAUGAACAGCGCGCCACAUGGUUGCAGUAUGUUGCUGCUGAUUCUUCCAAUACUUUCAUCGUCGGACAAUACCUUCUCCCAGGAGAGGGAGUUACCUAUUUGUCCUUGGUGCCACGGGGGGACAAUUACGACGACCAACCUUCCAUGGAAGAAAAUGGAACCGUCUUGGACAACUACUCUGUCCAUGUUCCGGAGUUGGUGAACGAGGGACGGAUUAAGUACUGGGCUUUGGAAUUUGGCAGGCAAUUGCCCGAUCCCCUUGAAGGCUCAUUCUUUGCCUUGGGAAUCAGUAUCGAUGGAGAGGCUAUAGGAGCAUUGUGCAUCGACACCCUUGGAAGAAAGCGGGGAGAUCUCAUCCUGUCCCAGAGGAAGAGGGGGCAGUACAGUGGCGGUAGGGAUGAGGAGAUGGAGAAGCGGAUCUCAGAGUGGGUCGCCAACUUAUCCCUGGGCGAAGAAGAAGAGGUGGCGAUGUAUAUCUCUAAGGACGAUCAGGAAGCCGCUAUGAGAGCUUGGGAAGCAGAAAAAGAUGUUGUGAAGCGGCAUGCAAUGGAAGAUGAGAAGAGAAUGGAAUGGAGGUUGGCAGUGAUGAGGGAGAAGAAGAGGAGAGUGGACGCGGCAGCGGAGGCGGCAGAAGAAUUAGAGGAGGUAAAAAAGAUAGAAGAGCAACUAGCCGCCCAGACUGAACUCCCAGCCCAAAUUGGGAAAAGGGAAGAGAAAUUUGACAACUGGGAAGCCAACGUUAAGACCUAUGUGCACUUGCAACAGGUCUCCCCGGAUCAGCAGGUUCUAAUUGCGAUCCACGCGUUGAGAGAUGAAGCCGCCAAUUUUGCAAGGUCUCUAGUUCGCGCUGCCAACUGUAGUGACGAUCCCGUUGCGUACUCCUCGUUCACGUCCCUCACCGAAUUCCUGAAAUUGUUGCACGAGCGAUUUGCUGAUGUCGCUCGCAGUGUUAAGGCCUCAAACAAGCUCCAGACCAUCCACGCUCGUAAAUGGAAGAGUGCCAGGGCGCUCAAGGGCACGAUGGAUGAAUUGGUGGUCGUCCCUGACCAUGGGGUCACAGAGGCCCAAUUGGUCAAUCUCUUCUAUCGGGCUAUGCCCGAAGCCUUUCGAGGGCAGUUCUUCGCGAAGAGCGAAGACCCUGCCACCACUUACGAUUCCCUUAGUCGUGAGGUGGUGGCUUUUGAAGCUAAGUCUGUGUCCCUGUCUACCUUCUGGCACAAGGACUUAGACAAAGGGAAACAAUGGAAAGGCCGCACUAUCUCAGGGCAGGUAAAGACCAAGGACAACCUUGUCCUGACCUUAGAUGAGGGUAGUGUGGAUGAGAUCCCCUACGAACAGAUCGAGUGGGGGUUAAAGGAAGAGGACAGCGGUGUGGGUCAGGGGAGGACUUACGCUGUUGUCGCGGCUGGAGGGAGGCCGCAAGGAGGACGAGGCCAGGGCCAAGGGGGUCGGGCCUCAGGGAGCCGGUUUCAGUGCGAUCAGGGGGUUGGCGGCAGAGGAGGAAACCGCCAAGCGGGAGGCAGGGGUCAAGGUCCCUCGCAAAAUCGUCCUAGGAAUAGGUCUCCCUAUAGGGCGUAUUUUCGCCUAGAGAAAGAUGGGAAAGUGGAGAAGGUCCUCCACUCCCUGACUCUUCUCAUAGAAGACAGCCUCCCAUUUGAUAUUGUUCUGGGAAUGGAUUGGGGAGAGGAAGCUGGGGCCACGCUCCAUUUGAAGGAGCACGAGUGUAGGCUCCCUAGUUCUUCAGGCGAGGCCAAAAUUGCCCGCCUGUUCCAUGUGUCAGGAGUAGAGAAUCCCUUGGCACAUUGCUGUCUUAGUGCUCCUGCGUUCGCCAGGUUGCUGAAAAAGGAGAAAUUGGAGGAACAGGUUUUUGUUGCCUGUGUUAGGCCGGUGAUUGAGCCUACGGAAGAAAAGUCGAUGGACCCUGCGAUUGCCAAGCUGCUGGAAGAAUUCAAGGAUCUAACUGAGCCGCCGAUAGGAGUGGUACCGCGGCCCAUCCAGCAUCGCAUUGAGAUAGAGCCUGGCAGUAGAACUCCUAAGGGCGCUGUGUAUAGGAUUUCCCCACGGGAGUUAGAGGAGCUUCGCAAGCAAUUAGACGAGCUCCUCGAGAAGGGUUGGAUUAGGCCCAGUUCGUCUCCUUUCGGAGCGCCUGUUCUCUUUGUUCCUAAGAAAAAGGGAGAGCUGAGGAUGUGCAUAGACUAUAGGGGUCUGAAUGCUAUUACAGUAAAGAAUGCUGAGCCACUGCCUUGGAUAAACGAUCUCUUAGAUCGAGUGCAGGGGGCAAAGUAUUUUUCCAAGAUAGAUUUGAAGUCCGGAUAUCAUCAGAUGGAAGUGCAUCCUGAUGAUCAGUAUAAGACAGCCGUCCGGACUAGAUAUGGGCACCACGAGUUCAUAGUAAUGCCCUUUGGACUAACCAAUGCGCCAGCUACAUUCCAGCGCUGUAUGAACGAUUUGUUUAGGCCGUGGUUAGACAUAUUUGUUGUAGUUUACCUAAAUGACAUUCUAGUGUUUAGCAUGACCCUCGAAGAGCAUCAGGGUCAUCUCAGGCAGGUCUUGGAGAAGCUGAGGGAAGCUAACUUCAAGAUCAAUGCAAAGAAGUGCGAUUGGGCGAAAACCCAAGUUUUGUACUUGGGCCACGCCUUAGACGGAGACGGCGUUAAGCCAGAGGAUAGCAAGAUCGCAGCGAUUAGAGAUUGGCCCACGCCUCGUACGCUGACAGAGUUGCGUUCGUUCCUGGGCUUAGCUAAUUACUACCGGAAGUUCGUGAGGAACUUCUCCACCAUCGUUGCGCCCCUUCGCAGAUUGUUGAGAAAGGAGACCAUCUGGAAGUGGGAUAAGGACUGCACGUCUGCCAUGAAGAAGUUAAAACAGGCAUUGAGAGAGUAUCCAGUCCUUAAAGUGGCUGAUCCGUCCUUGCCAUUUGUCGUCACGACCGAUGCGAGUCAAUACGGCAUAGGCGCAGUGUUACAGCAAGACGAUGGCAAUGGGUAUAGACCCGUAGAGUUCAUGUCCACCAGAAUGCCUUCAGAGAAGGUCGCGACAUCUAACUAUGAGAGGGAACUCUACGCUCUCAGGCAAGCSUUAGACCACUGGAAGCACUACUUGCUUGGGAGGCACUUCAAAGUCUAUUCYGACCAUGAAACGUUACGAUGGUUAAAGACGCAGGCCAAGAUGACACCUAAGCUUACUAGGUGGGCUGCAGAGAUAGAUCAGUACGACUUUGAGCUCAAGCCUGUCAAAGGGAAGUACAACGUAGUUGCGGACGCUCUGAGUAGGAGGGCAUAUUACUUUGGGGCGAUAGUGCAUUAUCUCGACAUAGGGAAGGACCUGCAGCAGAAGGUGAGUCUUAUCAGGGAGGCGGCACGUGUGCUUGCGAAGAUGUACACAGUCAUUCGGGAAGAGCGAGUGGCGAAGCUGCAGGCCAUGACACGAAUUCUGACAGCGCUUAAGAGCAUGGAGGACGAGGACAAUCAAUCAUGGGCUGUUGCAACGGAGACUCUCGCAGAAUUUGAGAGGCUGCAGAAAAAGGUGAUAGAGAUCAUGAAGGAGCCGGACAUGAGUGCGCAGGCGGCAGAAAUGGCAAGUUAUGCACGGCCGAUCCCGGUGACGAUCACUUUGUGGAUGUGCUUUUUCAUGGUGAUAUCAGGUAAGCUGCUGCCGUUCGGCAACCUUGACGAAUGCCUGAAAGAACUGCGAACGUUUAAGGCAUCAGACAGGCCGGUCGACACGCCCUUCCUGCUGGAUUGCUGGGUGAAUCUGCGACCAUUCAUUCUGGGCAAAGCGAACAUGGCACAGCGCUUAGGGAUAUCAGUGCGCAUUAGACACAGUACGCGGCGGCGAGGGAACGUCCCAGCCUUUCUCAUGGAAAACGCAGAAAGCGAAAAGAAGAAGAGCUUUGAAGCGGUGCUGAAAUGGGUAGAUGUAGUGCUCUCAGAAGUCACAGAGGCAGAGGCAUUCAACGUGGCGCGGGUGUGCGGACUGGUCUACACAUGGGUGCGACUGUGCAGUGGAAUCUUCCACUUGAAGAGGAAGAUGAAGAAGAAAGCGAUAGAGAUCGCGGAUCGGCAGAAGUAUUAUCAGAUGCAGCUGCAAAGCGAGCUGGGGAGGACGAUGUCCGACGACCCCUCCGAGUAUGCAUCGGGAAAUGAAGCAGCGGAUGGAGGGGCGUCGUCGGACGUUGGAACGACGGCGUCAGGAACGUCGGCAGGCGAGGGGGUGACUCCAGGGGGAGCUUCUGCAGCGACUGGGGGGACAGGCACAUCGGGGACUGACGCCACCCCCACCACCCCUGGUACACCCGUCUCUCAAGGUGGGGCCACUCCAACUCCGUUGCAAUUGCCGCGUAUACGCCAGCUCAAAGAAGGGAGAUCGAGCAAAAGGUUCUCGAGGCAAGGGAGUGACAAAUCAGACACGUCUUCUAGGGGCUCUGUCAACGCACUUCCUCCCCUCAGUCCCUCGCGCAAAAGUAGCCGGCAAGCAUCCAUCUCGGGGAAAAGGAGAGAAACGAAUGCAAGCUUGCUGACCAGAAAGGAGACCUUGUCAGCUGCGGCAUUAGAGAAGGAUUUGGAGUUCAUAGGCAAUGUUCAGGGCAAACUGCAGACGCAACAAUCACUCUCAUCUCUAGGUGGAGCAAGGCUACCUGGAGCGUCCAUGAAGAAGUGAGGCGGAAGUUAAAACGGGGAGACUAGAAUUGCUGAAUGUCGUGGAGGGCAGUUUUGUCGUGAGCAUUCCAAAGUUGUGAGAACUCCCACAGGAUGUAGGCGUAAGCAGUGGGGGAAACCGUCCGUCACCCCCACGAUGCGUCAUGCGUCGUCGAUGUCUGGACCUAAGUAAGAUCGUCAGUUCGAGUCCAUCGGUGAAUGUACCCGCCAUCAACGUCGGGACCUAAGUAAACGAUCGUGAGUUGACAUCCGUCGAGCAGCGGGGAAAAAUCAAAUCCAUCGGUGAAU